AUGGCUCUGGGAACACCUAUAGUCUUGUUACAACUCACGGGCCUUCAGAUACCCACCGGGCCAUGGUACUUCGACGACAAUCAUCCUGCAAUGAAUCACCACUUGUCAUCGCUGCUUGGAUUCAAAUGGUCGGUGGUAGACCACAUCACCCACGAUGCUUCCAAUCAUCGUACCCUUCCCUACAACUCAGGCGUCGGCACCUUCAAUUCGGUGACGCCAGGAGGACACCAGCAGGGGAGGCCUCGCCAGGUGGGUGCAAUCGCUUUGCCAGAACAGCGUCGCAAUACAUAUUGGGGAUACACCACAGGACAACGCUCUGAUAUGGUUCCUCCGAUGGCGCGUAGCCAAAGCUCUUCAUCGUCAUUGAUUGAAAAUCAAGAGGAUUGUGGAGGAUUUAUACAUCAAGAGUUCGUCCGUGCUCUGGUGUAUAGCGAGGAGGCACAGCACGAUUCUGGUAGCUUUCUCUUUGGCAUGGCGUCGGCUGGCACAGAUCGUGAUUACGACAACCCAACAAUGGUGAACGGUUAUGCACAAGAUCACAUACUCCAGGAGAGUUUGUCACAGAGCCAGGUCGAUGCUCAGGCCGACGCAGACGACUUCGGAAAUGCGACUGACUUUAGAUGCAGAAAAUCAUCCGGGAUAUUCGUCUCUCUCGAGCAGCUGGGGUAUCCUCCAAAUAAGGACUUCCCUGAAGUAGUCAAUGGGGAGAGCGGAUCCAUCAGCCCCAGCGACCCCACCGGUUUGAACAGUCCCAUCCCCAGCCGGAUUAACGACAUAUCAGGAUCGAUCGGCAACUCAGGGGUCGCUCCCAACUCGUUCAAAGAGGCGGGAUUAGUACCUGCCGUGUCGAGCACGGAUGAAUCGAACGGCCAUACUGCAUCGAGCGCUGGCACCAUGCAUGGUACGAACAUUCCGCAUGGGCUUCCCAAUGAUGUGCCGCACGCGCGAACCCGUGGAAGCGCGAAAUCAUCGUCCCCAGCUGCACCCGCAGCUCCUCCCGCCCUGCCCACUCGAUCUCGACGCAAAGGGCAGACAAUCGACAACCGUCUCCAGAAGGGAAUCACGAAAACGGUCAAGAAGACCGGUUUCAUUGUCCCGUAUACCCCACCUCCCAAGAUCAAGGUUGCACCCCCGCAACCUGUCUUGACUUCCUAG
Stereum hirsutum FP-91666 SS1 is the source of this 1155-nucleotide messenger RNA. RefSeq lists its product as uncharacterized. The record is from RefSeq and is a predicted model, not a curated record. The coding region runs from base 1 to 1155 and encodes 384 amino acids. The transcript has 5 exons. Lineage: Eukaryota; Fungi; Basidiomycota; Agaricomycetes; Russulales; Stereaceae.